UUCACCAAAUAUAGUCUGCACAUCGUCAUACAUAAAGACAGCCAGUCUCAACUUAUUAGUUAGGUUAAUUUUUCAAGGCGAGCCUCAGCGGAAAAAAUCAAAACAAACAGACGAACUGAUAAAAAAAAAAAUAGGGUAACAAUUAAAAUACUUUCGUAAGCAUUACAUAAUAGGUGAUAAACUCAAACUCUUGCAUUGCUAUAAUUAUACGUAUAUCACAUAUAGUAUCUCAAGUAUCUACUAAUAUAGGUAGACUUUUAGCAUUAUUAGCAAACCUUUUGAUACAGUGAUCCUAUCUAAAUAUCUUUCAUAAUGCCACUUUGUGGAAGUAGUCCAGAAAUAAUUCAACGGAAAAUAGUCAUAUUAGGUGAUGGUGCUUGUGGGAAGACUUCAUUAUUAAAUGUAUUCACUACAGGUUAUUUCCCACAAGUAUAUGAACCAACUGUUUUUGAAAAUUAUGUUCAUGAUAUAUUUAUUGAUGGGAAAUCAGUACAGUUAUCAUUAUGGGAUACUGCAGGUCAAGAAGAAUUUGAUCGAUUAAGAUCACUUUCUUAUGCCGAUACUCAUUGUAUUAUGUUAUGUUUUUCAAUAGAUUCAGCUGAUUCCUUAGAAAAUGUUCAGUCCAAAUGGGUGGGUGAAAUAACUGACCAUUGUGAAGGUGUAAAAUUAGUGUUGGUUGCAUUAAAAUGUGAUUUAAGAAGUCAUGAAGAUAGUGAUAUUGAUAAUGUACACGGUAGUGCACUUAACGGAACCUCAGGUGAUGAUGAUCACUAUAAUCCAUAUAAUCAAUCACUGAGUAAUAAUAAUCAUUAUCAACUGAAAAGAUUAAUAACUUAUGAAGAAGGUUUAGCAGUUGCUAAAAGAAUAGGUGCAUUAAGAUAUUUAGAAUGUUCAGCUAAAAAGAAGAGAGGUGUAAAUGAAGCAUUUUCAGAAGCUGCUAGAUGCGCUCUUAAUGCUAGACCUAAAGGUGCUAGUGAAAAUGAACCUAAAAAGAAAAGUUGUAUUAUAAUGUGAGCUUGUGUUGCUCGAUCAUCACAUAGUCAUUUCAUCACCAAACCAUUUAGAAUAAAUACACGCAUACACCCUGUAUAAUUCAGAUAAUUACAGUUAAU
Messenger RNA from Scheffersomyces amazonensis, 1112 nucleotides. It is a transcript of the gene RHO3, whose product is annotated as Rho family GTPase. NCBI's taxonomy places the organism in Eukaryota, Fungi, Ascomycota, Pichiomycetes, Serinales, Debaryomycetaceae. Bases 313 to 1014 code for a protein of 233 amino acids. Gene Ontology annotation, biological process: small GTPase-mediated signal transduction. Gene Ontology annotation, cellular component: cytosol. Gene Ontology annotation, molecular function: protein kinase binding; GTP binding; GTPase activity. The record is from RefSeq and is a predicted model, not a curated record. The transcript is spliced from 2 exons.